AUUAUAUUAGCCGUAAUGUCGAGUAUAUUUUUCUGAUAAAAUUAAUUUUAAGUGAAAUUUAAAAUACAAUGCCUCCAAAAGGCAAAAAGGGAAAAGGUAAAAAAGGACCACCUGAAUCAGGAUGGAUGCCAGGCUUCGGGACGAAGGCCACAAUGACUACCUACUUCCAAUACCCCACCCCCGAGCUUCAGGAGGAGCUGAAGAAGAUCGCCCAAGCCAUUGUUGCUCCUGGCAAGGGUAUUCUUGCAGCUGAUGAAUCUACAGGGACCAUGGGCAAGCGUCUCCAGGACAUCGGAGUUGAGAAUACAGAAGAAAAUCGCCGCAAAUACCGCCAACUUCUCUUCAGCUCUGAUGCGGCAAUUUCCGAGAACAUUUCCGGAGUGAUUCUAUUCCACGAGACCUUGUACCAGAAGACGGAUGAUGGCACACCCCUGGUGUCUCUAUUGGAGAAACGCGGCAUCAUUCCUGGCAUCAAGGUCGACAAAGGUGUCGUACCUCUUUUUGGAUCGGAAGAUGAAUGCACCACUCAGGGUCUUGAUGACCUCGCCCAGCGUUGCGCACAAUACAAGAAAGACGGUUGCCACUUUGCAAAAUGGCGCUGUGUAUUGAAGAUCGGACGCAACACUCCAUCUUAUCAGGCCAUUUUGGAGAACGCUAAUGUCUUGGCCCGGUACGCCUCGAUCUGUCAGAGCCAGCGCAUCGUGCCUAUCGUUGAACCCGAAGUUCUUCCUGAUGGUGAACAUGACCUUGAUCGCGCACAGAAAGUCACUGAGGUCGUCCUGGCAGCUGUGUACAAGGCGCUCAACGACCACCACGUCUACCUUGAGGGUACCCUACUCAAACCUAACAUGGUGACUGCUGGUCAGUCCUGCAAGAAAACUUACACUCCAUUGGACGUUGCACGUGCCACCGUCACUGCUUUAUUGAGGACAGUUCCCGCUGCCGUACCUGGCAUCACAUUCCUCUCUGGUGGUCAGUCAGAGGAGGAAGCAUCAGUACACUUGAACGCCAUAAACUCAGUAGAUCUGAAAAGGCCGUGGGCCCUCACCUUCAGCUUUGGACGCGCCCUCCAAGCCUCUGUCCUCCGUGCCUGGGCUGGCAAGCCCGAGAACAUUCUUGCUGGCCAGCAAGAACUGCUCAAGCGUGCUAAGGCAAAUGGCCUAGCGUCUACAGCCAAAUACCAGGCUGGAUCUAUUCCUUCUCUAGCUGCUGGAAAAUCUAACUUUGUUAAAGCGCAUGCUUAUUAAUAAUUUUAUUAUAUUAUUAAAAGCUAUAAUUGACAAUAUCGAAUUAAAUCUGUGGCCUUUUUUUACAAAAGGAUUUUGUUUGAUCCAUACUUCGUAAAGUUUUAUUUUCGCUAACUCAGACAACUUAUUUAGCAUUAAUUAAAAUUAAAACGCAGCUCAAAGUUUUCUAAGUUUCUCAUAAGUUUUUCGACAUAUUAGAUAUUUAUUAAGUUUAUUUUAUAGAAAUCUAAUUUCAGAAACGUUAUUUACUUAAUAAGGAUUUUCACAAAUUUAUUCUUGUAUUUUUCGGUUAUCUUUAUGUUCUAGUCAGGCAUUUUUUUAUAAAUUCUAUUUUUGAAAAUUUAUAUAAUAUUCUUUACAAUUAUAAAUGACGCAACAAUGCGCUUCAAGAAUAUGUGUUCAUUCUCAAAUGAGAAUCUAUAUAUUUUUUAAGCUACAUGCGAUAUUUAAUUAUUUUAAAAAGAAGACUUCCUUCUAACUAAACCUACAUCACUAGUACAGAUAUUCGGCUAGAACAUUUUAGUGCCUAUAAAAUAGUUAAUAUUAUAGUUUAUUCACGCGUUUACUGUAGUACUUGUUAUCAUAUUAUUAGAAUUCAUUUUUCAUUAAAUUAGAUAUGUAUUAACUGCAUGCUCAAUUCACAAUUUGUGAUGUGUGUGUGUGAAAAUAUAAUAAAUAUUAUAUUUUUUUAA
Messenger RNA from Achroia grisella, 1939 nucleotides. It is a transcript of the gene Ald1, whose product is annotated as fructose-bisphosphate aldolase. Gene Ontology annotation, cellular component: cytosol. NCBI's taxonomy places the organism in Eukaryota, Metazoa, Arthropoda, Insecta, Lepidoptera, Pyralidae. The transcript is spliced from 9 exons. Gene Ontology annotation, molecular function: fructose-bisphosphate aldolase activity. Bases 69 to 1247 code for a protein of 392 amino acids. The record is from RefSeq and is a predicted model, not a curated record. Gene Ontology annotation, biological process: glycolytic process; fructose 1,6-bisphosphate metabolic process.